GUUAAAUAUGCUUUCCCGAAUUGCAACAUCAUCGCUGGGGCUUUCCCGCUCUGCAACCGGAGUCAUUGCCACUCAAUCUCGUCAAAUUUCUUUUGACCUCAGCGAAACCCAAAAGGAGAUUCAAGACGCCGCUCUCAAGUUCUCCAAGGAUGUUCUCGUCCCAAAUGCAGCCAAGUUUGACGAGAGCGGAGAGUUUCCAUGGGAAAUUGUCCGACAGGCUCAUAGCCUUGGACUCAUGAACCCACAGAUUCCGGAGAAGUAUGGUGGCCCAGGAAUGACCACUCUUGAGACUGCCCUCAUUGUUGAAGCUUUGUCCUAUGGAUGCACUGGUAUUCAACUUGGUAUCAUGGGACCAUCUCUUGCCAUUGCUCCUGUCUACAUCUCUGGAAAUGAGGAACAGAAGAAGAAGUAUCUUGGAGCACUCGCUGCGGAGCCAAUUAUUGCUUCGUACUGUGUGACUGAACCAGGUGCUGGAUCUGAUGUCAACGGAGUUAAGACCAAGUGUGAGAAGAAGGGUGAUGAGUACAUUAUUAAUGGAUCCAAAGCCUGGAUUACCGGGGGAGGACAUGCUAAAUGGUUCUUCGUGCUAGCCCGUUCCGAUCCAAACCCAAAGACUCCAGCUGGAAAGGCUUUCACCGCCUUCAUCGUUGACGGUGACACUCCUGGAAUCACCCGUGGAAAGAAGGAGAAGAACAUGGGACAGCGAUGCUCGGACACCCGUGUCAUCACUUUUGAAGACGUCCGCGUGCCAGCCGAGAAUGUGCUGGGAGCCCCUGGAGCUGGAUUCAAGGUCGCCAUGGAAGCCUUUGACAUGACGAGACCAGGAGUUGCCGCCGGAGCACUUGGACUCUCGUGGAGAUGUUUGGACGAGUCGGCCAAGUAUGCUCUGGAGAGAAAGGCUUUCGGAACCGUAAUUGCCAAUCACCAAGCCGUCCAGUUCAUGCUUGCUGACAUGGCUGUCAACCUCGAGCUCGCUCGUCUUAUCACCUACAAAUCCGCCAACGAUGUCGACAACAAGGUGCGCUCUUCAUACAAUGCUUCGAUCGCCAAGUGCUUUGCCGCCGACACUGCCAACCAAGCUGCCACCAACGCUGUUCAGAUCUUUGGAGGAAAUGGCUUCAACUCUGAGUAUCCAGUGGAGAAACUGAUGCGUGAUGCCAAGAUCUAUCAGAUCUACGAGGGAACCUCGCAAAUUCAGCGCAUUGUCAUCUCGCGCAUGCUUCUCGGACAUUUCGCGCAAAAUGGAACUAGCAGAAUUUAGGAUGUGCCGUUUUUGAGCAAUUUGGUUACACAACACGAGGUCUCUCCAGCCACUAAGUAUCUUUUUUGUAUGAUUUGUAUACACGUUUUUUGAAUGAAAAUGAUUGAAAUGAAUGGGUUUUAU
Caenorhabditis elegans is the source of this 1384-nucleotide messenger RNA. RefSeq names its product putative medium-chain specific acyl-CoA dehydrogenase 10, mitochondrial (gene acdh-10). Bases 8 to 1261 code for a protein of 417 amino acids. NCBI's taxonomy places the organism in Eukaryota, Metazoa, Nematoda, Chromadorea, Rhabditida, Rhabditidae. The transcript has 5 exons. Gene Ontology annotation, biological process: fatty acid beta-oxidation. Gene Ontology annotation, molecular function: short-chain fatty acyl-CoA dehydrogenase activity; oxidoreductase activity, acting on the CH-CH group of donors; medium-chain fatty acyl-CoA dehydrogenase activity. The record is from RefSeq and is marked reviewed. Gene Ontology annotation, cellular component: mitochondrial matrix; mitochondrion.